This is a messenger RNA of Chinchilla lanigera (long-tailed chinchilla), 603 nucleotides long. Its product is annotated as translation initiation factor IF-2-like. Lineage: Eukaryota; Metazoa; Chordata; Mammalia; Rodentia; Chinchillidae. The record is from RefSeq and is a predicted model, not a curated record.
AUGGGAUACGAAGGAGGAAAACUGAUUUUUCAUAGGGUGAUCUCAACCACCUUGAAGAAGGAAGAAAUGUGCCCGGCAAGCAAGCAGGCCAGCCUGGAAAAGGUGCUUCCGCUGCCGGUGCGAAGGAGCUUCCGAAGCCUGGGCUUGUGGGGAGCAGGUAUUCACGGAGGAGUGCAGGGAGAAGAGGAAAGCGAGACUCCUGCCCCAGUGGAAAAAUUCAGACCUGAAGUGGCUCAGAGAAAAGGACCAAGAGGGGAAGAAACAGUGAUCGGAGGGGAGAUCCCGCUUCCGUCCUGUCACGGGUUUCGUAAGCUGGGUCUGUUCCUGGAGGAAAGGGGUGGAGCAGCAGCACGACGCCAGCCCGGACGAGGCGCGCCGCGCCGGACCGCGUCUCCCGCGGGACCCGCAGGACCCGGCCCGGGCGCCCUUCCAGGAACGCGCCCCACCCGCGCCCUGCUGGCCCGGAGCGUAACCGGAUCAAGCGACCAGCCGGAGACCGGCGGGCCUCGGGUGCACACCUCGCUCGCUCGCUCGCUGAUUCUAGGCGGCGGGACAAAAGAGUUCGAGGAGGAGGUGGGCGCCCGGGCACCAAGGGCGGGUCCC